Messenger RNA from Cucurbita maxima (winter squash), 2066 nucleotides. RefSeq names its product protein NRT1/ PTR FAMILY 3.1-like. The transcript has 5 exons. Gene Ontology annotation, molecular function: transmembrane transporter activity. The record is from RefSeq and is a predicted model, not a curated record. Gene Ontology annotation, cellular component: plasma membrane. Gene Ontology annotation, biological process: transmembrane transport. NCBI's taxonomy places the organism in Eukaryota, Viridiplantae, Streptophyta, Magnoliopsida, Cucurbitales, Cucurbitaceae. Bases 178 to 1986 code for a protein of 602 amino acids.
UUUGGACCAAAUUAGUACAAAGAAAGUGGCAGUGUCAGGGAGGGUCACAUGCCAUUGGCCAAAGUGGGUCGAGUUUUGGAGGACCCCACCCCACCUUCUGAUAAUGGGAAGGUCUUAUAAAACGCACCGUAUUUGUCCUCGUGCCCUUAUAAAUAGGGGUGAAGGGGAGGUGUGAAAAUGGGCAGAGAAAUGGAGAUGGAGUCCUUGAGUGUGAGUGCUGAUGCUGAGAAGGGAAUGGCCGAGAAACAGGAGAUGGAGACCAGGAAGGAGAGGAAGCUCGGUGGCGUCAAGACAAUGCCUUUCAUUCUCGGAAAUGAAAUAUGCGAUAGAUUUGCAAGCACCGGAUUCCAUGCCAACAUAAUAACAUAUUUGACACAAGAUUUGAACAUGCCUCUUGUUCCGGCCUCAAACAUUCUCACCAAUUUUGCUGCUACUUCCAGCUUCACUGCGCUCAUCGGCGCUCUCAUCGCUGACUCCUUCGCUGGCCGCUUCUGGACCAUCACCUUUGCCUCCAUCAUUUAUGAGCUCGGAAUGGCUACCAUUACCAUUUCUGCCAUAAUCCCAAGGCUCCACCCACCGCCCUGUCCAACCCAACUCAAUUGCAUACAAGCCUCCAGCACGCAACUAACAGUCUUUUACCUUGCUCUCCUCCUCACGUCCCUCGGCGCAGGUGGCAUUCGACCUUGCGUCGUUGCCUUUGCUGCCGACCAGUUCGACAUGACAAAGGUCGGUGUGGCGGGCCGGACAUGGAACUUCUUCAACUGGUACUAUUUCUGCAUGGGACUGGCCACUCUCACGGCUCUCACCGUGGUGGUCUAUAUUCAAGACAACGUUGGAUGGGGCUGGGGCUUUGGCCUUCCCACCAUUGCCAUGGCCUUGUCUGUUGUGGCCUUCGUUGUUGGCUCGCCUCUCUACAACAAACUCAAGCCCAGUGGCAGUCCAUUGGUUCGGUUGGCUCAGGUUGUCGUGGCGGCUGUCAAGAAGAGAAAGGCUUCCCUUCCAGAGGACCCGAAGCUCUUGUAUCGGAACCAUAAGCUUGAUGCUGCCAUUGCCAUACAGGGAAGGCUAGUCCACACCGAUCAGUUCAAGUGGCUGGAUAAGGCCGCCGUCAUAACAACCGACGAAUCAACAAGCGACCCACCAAAUCUGUGGCGCCUCGCCACCGUCCACCGAAUCGAAGAGCUAAAAUCCAUAAUCCGAAUGCUUCCAAUAUGGGCGGCCGGAAUCCUGCUGGUGACAGCCUCCUCCCACCAACACAGCUUCACAGUCCAACAAGCCCGCACAAUGAACCGCCACCUAACACCCACAUUCGAAAUCCCUCCGGCCAGCCUCUCCAUCUUCGGCAUCCUCUCAAUGCUCACCGGCCUCGUCCUCUACGAGCGCCUCCUCGUCCCCUUCGCCAGAAGGUUCACCAAAAACCCCUCCGGCAUCACCUGCCUCCAGCGCAUGGGCGUCGGCUUCGCCAUCAACAUCCUCGCCACCCUCGUCUCCUCCCUUAUCGAGAUCCGACGAAAGAAAGUCGCCGCCGAACACAAUUUACUCGACGACCCAACGGCGACCAUCCCCUUCAGCGUGUUUUGGUUGGUGCCCCAGUUUUGGCUGCACGGGAUCGCGGAGGUUUUUAUGUCAGUGGGGCAUUUGGAGUUCAUGUACGACCAGUCGCCGGAGAGCUUGAGGAGUACGGCGACGGCGCUGUACUGGCUGGCAAUAUCGAUGGGGAAUUAUGUGGGGACUUUGAUGGUGUCUUUAGUGCAUAAGUAUAGUGGGAAAGAGCAUAAUUGGUUGCCGGAUAGGAACCUUAACAGAGGGAGGUUGGAGCGUUACUAUUGGCUUGUGAGUGGGAUUCAGGUUUUGAACCUGGUCUACUAUGUCGUCUGUGCUUGGUUCUACACUUAUAAGCCUUUGGAAGAGGAGAAAGACGAUGAGGGGGAGCCUUCUUCUUCAACCUUGUCCAAGGAUGGGUGUGAAGACACGAAAACUGCUUAGAUUUGGGAUUAUGUAGCCGUGGGUUUGGAGUUAAGUUUAUCAAAACAAUCCAAAUGGAAUAGAUUAAGAAAGCUUUAUCU